AAGAUGUUGCUUCCUAUUUGUGCCCGAGUGCUCGCUGUGCUCUCCUUUUUCCUCUUCUGUGCCACCGCUCAGGUCUUGCAAAGCGGUGUCUUUGAGGCCGACGACUCCAACUUCGAGGACGUUGUAUUUCAGAAAGGAACGUACUCCUUUGUCAACUUCUACUCCCCCUCAUGCACCCACUGCCAACAACUAGCUCCCAAUUUCCACCAUUUGGCCCACAUCUACAAGGACUCCAAACUAAAUUUUGUUCAGAUCAAUGGCUUGCAUAACAAAAGAAUCAGAAAACAGCUCAAGCUAAUCGGCUUUCCUCUACUACGUCUUUAUUCCUCUGAUGGUUCUCACAUGGCUUCCUUCAAGGGCUCAAGAUCCGUUGAAAACAUGGUCCAGUUUUUGAUCCAAAAUACAGGCAUCUAUCCCGAUCUUUCUUUGAUCCAAAAGGACCAGAAUGAGCGAAUCGGUCAAAGUGACGAAAUUUCAUCCACAAACCAAAAAAAACUAAAGACAAAAGACAAGCCUCGUGGCUUCUACUUGAAUAAUCUCAACAACUACGCCAACGGCGAGGACAUUGUGGACGAAGACUCUUCUGACACAGAAAACGACGAGUACUUCAAACGAAUGAGAGAGUUGUAAUCUUCUCUGCCCUAAUACAUGUCUUUUCUUUCUUCUCUUCCUCCUACUUCUUCGAGUGCUGUUCUGGUGCCCGCCGCUUUGACACCGCUGCGAUGGUUUAUGCGUGUCUUACGCAUCUGUCUGCUGCCUCCAAAGCUUGUUUCUCAAACCGCGUCUGACACGCAACGGUCGCUCUCUCCAG
Ascoidea rubescens DSM 1968 is the source of this 811-nucleotide messenger RNA. Its product is annotated as protein disulfide isomerase family protein. Gene Ontology annotation, molecular function: protein disulfide isomerase activity. Bases 4 to 630 code for a protein of 208 amino acids. The transcript has a single exon. Gene Ontology annotation, biological process: protein folding. Lineage: Eukaryota; Fungi; Ascomycota; Saccharomycetes; Ascoideales; Ascoideaceae. The record is from RefSeq and is a predicted model, not a curated record. Gene Ontology annotation, cellular component: endoplasmic reticulum.